Messenger RNA from Exophiala xenobiotica, 1137 nucleotides. RefSeq lists its product as uncharacterized. The record is from RefSeq and is a predicted model, not a curated record. The transcript is spliced from 3 exons. The coding region runs from base 1 to 1137 and encodes 378 amino acids. Lineage: Eukaryota; Fungi; Ascomycota; Eurotiomycetes; Chaetothyriales; Herpotrichiellaceae.
AUGGCGGUCCUUGGAAAUCUCGAAGUCACUAUCUCAAGCCAGGGAAACACGUUGCAAGAAUACUAUGUUGACCCAGGUGCAGUAGCCAACAUCUUGAGCGGCUCUUCGACCCAGCAGGCCGCAACGGUCAUCAAGUACAUCGAAGCCACUCCCAAAGCUGAGUUCCAGAUCACCUACAAGACCAUAGGGGAGCUGGACUUUGGUAAAGCUGACUAUAUCGUCUUUCGGACCUUUGUCGACGGACAGAGACUCACUUCGCCGUGUGUCGAGCAGAAGGACCUUGAUAAACAAGGCUAUUAUGCAUGUUCUAGGAGUGGAGCAGUGAGGUGCGAUGAAGUUGUGUCCAAACUGCACCCAUUCUGCUGGAAGGAACUCUCUAUUACUGAUGAAACAUCCACCACAUCUCCGGCUGUUGACCCGAAGAAUCAUGCGCAAAUCGGUACCAUCAAGGUCCAAUGCAACCGAAAACGAACCACCAGCUACAGAGGCAAGCGUACGCUUCCGUAUAUGCCAUUAUCCAAUGAGCCAGUCCCAGAGAAAGCUUUGAAGGGUAGAGCAGUUGAUGUCAAGGAUGACCUGCAAAAUCCAGGAACGUCAGAACGGGUGAAUGUGUUGACAACGAACCCCUUGCCGAAUUUAUCUUCCUUUACAGAUCCAAACGUAAGACUCAGUCAAACUUUCACUAUUGCCUCGCUCACGGAGGUAGAUGCGCUGCAGAUCCUGGAGGUUCUGCCACGUACACCACCACCACUGCCGUUGGAGGACAGAGCCACGAAUUCUUUGACACUCGAGGAGGCGACGACGAUGCUGGAUCGACAGAAGGUACAAUCAAGACAUUUCUUCUCCGGGCCCAUGGCUGGCAUCGAAUUAAAGGCAGAGCUCGAAGCUGCACGACUUGCGAUUGAACGACUGGAGGCACAGAAGCUAAAGUUGGAGGAGAACCUGGGUGCCCUACGGCGAUCAGUGGCUGCAAUCGUGGCUUUCCCACAGGGUGACUACGAGGAAGACGGCAACGCGAACUCCAUCGUCAAGCGAGAAGCUCCCGACCGAGCAAAUCCCCGUGAGAGUCUCAGCACCACCGAGCCUCCAAGGAAGAGAGUCAAGCAUGAGCCAGAGGUCAUCGACUUGUCGGACUGA